Molecule: messenger RNA, 2193 nt
Organism: Cladocopium goreaui
Lineage: Eukaryota; Dinophyceae; Suessiales; Symbiodiniaceae
Source: the annotation of a GenBank genome assembly
AUGCUACGCCAUUCAGUUAGCUCAGAGCUGCGUUUGGGCUUUUCGACUUUGGCUCGACCUGAAGCGACGGCGACGCCAUUUGCUCAGCAAAACAGGGCGUCCUUGCACAGCAUUUGCACAGCAUUUGCACCUGGAGCACCUGAGAAGAUCUCAGAGGGGAGAGUUGAGUCAGAGUUGAGCACCGGAGAUUCGGAUGUUUUGCUGCCAUGUCUCGGUUUGGCAGUCUUGGAUUUGCUCCUGGCAAAGUGGCGUCCAGCUGUCGACCAGCAGGCAUGGGAUACUUUGAUGUCCUUGGACUCCCAUGCUGUGGACAUUUUACAGGAGCUUGAUCUGAAAACUGACAGUGUCAACAAUCCCUCGGCCUACAUCCAGCGGGCAGUGAGCAACGCGUUGAGGGGGCAGCCGGUGGGGCUGUCCCAUGGCCGCGAUCCCAAUCCAGGCGUGGUGACGCCUGCGCCGGCAGCGCAGGGGACGCACUACAUGGUGGCACCAGGAAUUAUUCUGGACGAGAAAGCCACGGUUGCUCUGCAAGGCACUGCGCCUGAGAUCGCAGCUCAAGUCAUCGCAGAGCUGCAGACCAAGGAUCCCAGAGAGGUGCGGAAUCCAUCGGCCUACGUGCAGCGAGCCUUAUCCAACGCCAAACUCAAGGCCCCGCAGGUAGCGGUUCCUCAAGAGAUCCAGAGCGCCAAGAACGUUGGGAGCGACGUCUCUGCGCGCCUGGACGAUGAUGCCAGACAUGCGCUGCAGGAAGUGAGCCCCGAGGCUGCCCAGCAUAUUUUGCAGCUUCUUGCUGAAGCUGGAGAUAAGGUUCACAAUCCAUCUGCUUACGUGAUGAAGGCGGUCAGAAACCAUCAGGAGGGCGACCGCGUGCGAAACGACCUAAGCGAGCGAGGUGUUGGUUUUGUCGAUCGUGGAGAUGGGGGCAGCGCAGAGGGAGUUGUCGACGGAGCUGAGUUGGAAGAGGAGCUGCGAUUAGUCGCUUUGGAUGAGAAAGCUCAGACAGCGCUGAAAUCGCUGCCGGCAACUUCGGCCGUGCAAAUUCUUCGCAAUCUGAGAAAACAAGCUCGCCAGGUCUCCAACUGCAGCGCCUGGGUCGUCAAGGCCGUGGGCAACGCCACUGCGAGGCCGCCGGCCGCAGCAGCGUCUGCUUACAAGCGACAACGUAUGCUGAUUGUGACGAUGGUACAGACUUUUCCGGCCAAGAACACCGCCGAGGGUGUGGAUGCAGUGGUGCAGCUUGGCGACAUCAUCGAUGGUUGCAACAGUAAAUUGAAAGAAAGCGAGAAAGCGCUGAAGGCGGUGCUGGAGGUUUUGUCCAAGAGUGUUGUACCUCGCUAUGACCUCAUUGGGAAUCACGAGUUGUAUAAUUUGCAUCGCCCGGAGCUCGAAAAAUGUGGCCUGCGCUGUGGUCCAUCUGGUGGACGCAGCUACUACUCUGCGCAUUUGGGCGAUAGCUGGGAGGGGAUCUUUCUGGAUCCUUUUGAAGUGGCGCUCAUAGGGCAGCCGCAAGAUUCUCCCGCAUUUCGAGAAGCCACGCAGAUGAUGCAAGACCACAAUCCGCAAGUGUUGGCUGGUGCGAAAGACUGGUUUGCUGGUUUGCCGCACGAGAAACACCGCUAUGUCCCUUACAACGGCGCUAUCUCACAACAGCAGUUGGAAUGGAUGAAAACAGCCAUACGGUCGGCAGAGGCAGACUCGAGAAAGAUCCUGGUUUUCCUACACGUACCUCUCUACGAGCCUGCCACCAAAGCAAAGACCGUGGUGUGGAACGCCGAGGAGAUCCUCCAAGUCCUCCAUGAGCAUGGGGAAUCUGUGGUGGCGGUGUUUGCUGGCCAUGAUCACGAUGGCGGCUACGCCGUGGAUGAAGGAGGAUUGCACCACAUCACCAUGAACUCGCCUUUGACUGCCCAUGGGGAUUGCUUUGCAAUCUUAGAGUGUCACGACGAAGGUUGGGCACAUUUCAAAGCUUUUGGUCGUGCCUGCGUCGAAAGCAACACACUUGGCAACGGCCGUGCCUAUCCUGAACUUAUCCUUGCAAAAGAUGCAGUGAAUGUUGCGAGCCCAGUGAGUCGGGCCAGCGAGGAAGGCUCGCUGCAGCUCCAGGCCAUGGGCUUCGAUGGCAGUGAGGCCAAGAAGGCCUUGGAGGCCACUUCUGGCAAUGUCGAUGCAGCGGUAGCUUUGCUUUGUGGUUAA